GUGGUUUCUUUGGCUUUGCUUCCAUUUUAAUUUCAUUCAAUCAAUCUAGCUAGUUGCUCUCGGUUGCCUCCUGCCGUGCCGGUUCCAUUUGGCUUUCCUUUACUCUUUUGAAAACCCAAAUAAUAUUAAAAAUGUCAGUCCAGACUUUGCUGUUAGACUUUUCGAUCGAACCCGCACGUUUGGGUGACGAAAACGGUCAAAAAACAGUGUUUGGACAACUGGAAACAGUUUUGAAAGAUUACAUCCCGAAUCUUAUUUUAGCCGCUGAUAUUAAUAUAGAAGGUGGGUCCUUGAAACUGUUAACUGGGAAGAAAGGCACGACCGUGUCUGUGCGCCUGUUCGACCGAGGCCUCGUCACUGUAAAUAUUGAAUAUUAUAAGGAGGAAUCGGAGGACCCAUUAAUAAGCUUCAAGUCGGCGAGAGUAUUGGAAAGUCAGCUGAAAAAAUACAUCAGCAAUGUUUUAAAAUCGCAAGCUUACACUCCGAUUAAACGGUGCCUGUUUGGCAGGUACUACCCAACCUCAGAUGAGCGCCUCCUGGAGUACGACAUUGAUGGAGUCGUAUUUGAUGAACAGUCACCUUUCCAAAGGGUGCAAAUUGUGCACUCCAAAUCUCUUGGGAACAUGUUGGUGCUUGAUGACUUACAGAAUAUUUCUGAAGCCGAUCUGAUUUAUACCGAGACACUGAUGCAGAGAGGCAAGGAGUCGUAUGAGGGGAAGGAAAUUGUAAUUUUGGGUGGUGGAGACGGCGCCCUGCUCUACGAACUUCUGAAGGAGAAGCCUAAAUACGUGUGGAUGCUGGAAAUCGACGAGUGUGUAAUGAACGCGUGCAACAAGCAUCUGAAGUCGAUCUGCGGCGACGUGCUUGAGCGACGACAGGGCGAUAACUAUGAGAUAAUCGUCGAGGAUUGCAUGCUUACCAUCAACAAGUUUAUCAAGGAAGGCAAGAAGGUCGACUACAUCUUCGGCGACCUCACUGACAUCCCGAUUUCGGAGUCUGCCUGCGGCGAGCUUUGGGAAUUCAUGAUUACGAUUCUCGAAGCUUCGUUUAAGAUAUUAAAGCCCAACGGGAAGUUUAUGACGCAUGGAAACGGAGCAACUUCACGAGAAUCGUUAUUACUAUACGAACAAGAACUAAUGAAACUAAAGCCGCCGGUCAAAUACAGCAAGAGCAAAGCCUUCGUACCGUCCUUCUUGGAAGACUGGAUCUUCUACCAAAUAUCCUUCAAAAAUAGUGAUAAAGGAGACGCGUAACAUCUCCUCAUUACCAAAGAAUGUUCCUGUAAAGUAUUCCUAUUACUAAGUCAUGUUAACGACAUAAUUUUAAGUUUAGAACAGUACAUUAUUAUUAGGUCAACCACACGAUGUAGUAUUAGUAGUGUAGAAUGUUCCUCAAAUCGUAUGCGGGUGCUUUUUAGUAUUAAAUUGUGUUUGUACUCGAAUGUACAACACAUUCGGCGUGACACGUUUUUGUAUACGAAUGUACUUAUUUCCAAACUGGUUGUAUCACAACUAUGCGUUUUGACUAAAAUAAUGUUUUUCUGUUACAUUUCUUGACGAUUUGUGCUUGUUUCUCGAAUUGUUUUGUAAUUAAAUUGUUUUAUUGGAA
Molecule: messenger RNA, 1608 nt
Organism: Plodia interpunctella (Indianmeal moth)
Lineage: Eukaryota; Metazoa; Arthropoda; Insecta; Lepidoptera; Pyralidae
Gene: Sms
Product: Spermine synthase
Exons: 7
Coding region: 132-1253 (373 amino acids)
Biological process (GO): spermine biosynthetic process
Molecular function (GO): spermine synthase activity
Source: RefSeq, a predicted model, not a curated record